Messenger RNA from Triticum aestivum (bread wheat), 3158 nucleotides. RefSeq lists its product as uncharacterized. The transcript has 4 exons. The coding region runs from base 431 to 2788 and encodes 785 amino acids. The record is from RefSeq and is a predicted model, not a curated record. NCBI's taxonomy places the organism in Eukaryota, Viridiplantae, Streptophyta, Magnoliopsida, Poales, Poaceae.
CACCAAUAUCUUCCCCGCAUUGAUGAUACCCCUUCUCCCUCGCUACUCCCUCGAUCUUCGAUCUUGAGCUACCGGGCAAGCCACACGAGCUCCACCACCGGACGGACUCAUGCACCGAGCGCACCACCACCAUUAUUGCUUGAACUACAGGAGACUCGACGCGUAGAAGCACCAGUAGUAUACAUCUUCCCCGCAUUGAUGAUACCAUCCCCCUCACAGCUCCCUCUUGAACUACAGGCGAGCCAGACGAGCUCUAGCAAACCGAGGAGAAACCAGAAAACCGCCGCUCCACCAGACCACCACCAUUAUCAUACCACACGGAGGAAACUGCCGUGCCGCUCCAGCAGACCACCACCAUUACCAUACCACGGAGGAAUUUGUCUACUGGAGUACGGCGGAGCAUUUGGAAACCGCAUUGAAGGUCCAAGGCAUGGGAGGAGAGUGGCUUGGCGCUCUCUCGGAGGAGGAGGAGCUUCGACGGCGGCCAGAAGUGAGGAUCAUUAACAAGUAUGCAGUCGUCUUUGCGUACAUUUGUAUUGGCCUGAAAGGCCAGAGUGCUCUGGUGCUUUUGUGGGCAACCGUCGUCCUUCUUGGCGGCUUCGUCUCGGAUCUGAGGAGCAUAGAUUUCCACUAUCUGACCAUCAUCGCGUUCGUGCAGGCUGCCGGGCUAUUCGACGCAAUGGGAGAAGAUCGGUUUUUGUUCUUUGGGGUUUGGUUUCACUCUCUUCUACGUAACAUUGUAUCCUGGGGAGACAAGCAUCAUGAUGAACGUACCCAGUUGCCUAUCAGACAAUGGCUGAAGAGACAAAUACAUAUACUCAAAUUAAAAAUAAUAGAUAUCACUCUGAUCGUGAUAUUUUCCCCAGCUAUGUACUUCGGCGUGGGUGGACCAAUUAUUUGUUCUGGCCUGUCUGGGCUUCGUCUAGCAAAGCAAGACUACGGCAUCGCCGACGGAGAUGCAAGUAAAGCAAAUCUGAAGCCGGCGCUGAACUUAUUCUACGGCGUAUCCUUUGCUCAGGGCGCAAUAUUCUUAUUGUGUACAAUGGGUGGAGUCAUUGCUGAGCGAUGGUUAAAUGAUAUUUUAAGCCAACGCCAUGGUUUCAGCCUCAAUGUACUUCUUGGAUACUCGCGUAAAACCAUGCACAUGGGUCUAAAUGACCCCGCUUCCAUAAGGAGCUGGAAUUUGAUCACAUAUGGUGCUGACUUGCUGGAUUCCCAAUGUUCGAAUGACUAUGCAGCUGGAGUACGGAUACUAACCAUGCUGAUUGAUCGUGAUAUACCGUUACAGAUAAGACGGCUGUUGAUCAGAUCACCGAAACAAAGAAUUCAGAAGCUGAUCGGAACCCUUGCUUGGAUAAGCCCAGCCGAGCAAGAGACGAGAUGGCUUGCAGCGACGAUUGUGGAGCAUCUCGCUGCUGACCUCAACCUUGCUCAUUUUCCAGGAGCAUUGGAAUGUGUAUCCUCCCUCUUUGAUGCUACCCAUUUACCAUUUGAAGCUGGGCAAGGAACUAAGGAUCUGGUUUUGCCAGGCUUGAGAAUUCUGCAUAACCUAGCUCAUGAUGGACAUAACUGCACAAUGAUAUACAGCACCAAGGGUCUUCUUUCAAAAAUAGUUGCGCCUCUCAGCUCCAAUGAAUUUGUAGAAGAUAUCAAGAGUAGUGUUGCAUGGACCAAGGUAGUAGACGUAUCACUCAAAGUGGUGACCCGGCUCAUGGGUUCGCCAGGAAGCACAGGCCAAGAGAUGCGAAGUCUAAUUGCAAAUGCUAGUCAUGUGGUCAGAAACCUGGAGGCCGUUCUGGACAUCGACAUGAAGAGUAACAGCAGCAUCAUAUGGCUACUGACGGGAGCUUUAGACGCUCUUACACGAUUAGUAUUGCAUCAUCCAGAAAGUGCGUCUGCAGGAAAACUUAUUGAGAGGGCACUGCACAUAUUUCUUUCAACAGAUUGGUUGGAAGAUUAUUUGAAACAUGAGAAGAACGUGAUGAAAAAAGCUAAGAAAACUGUAAGCCAGCUUAAAGAAUAUGCUGGUUUCGUAUUGGAAAUGUUGUCCAAUCAUCCAGAGGCUAUCAAGAGCUUCACAGUAUGCGAUGAUGACAUCCAUCGUCUUACUGAAUUGCUCGACUGCAAUAUUAAGACCACUGAAUGCAAAAUAAGUGCAACAGAGACAGUGGAAAUAGAUAUCAGCAUUGGCUCUCGUAUUAGCUCAGCAGUCAUCUUGAAGCAUUUGAGCAACUACGUCAAAUUGCCAACCUUACGGAAGGCACUCAGGCAAUUGCUUCCUGUACAACAAGAUGAGGCUUCCACUUUAAAGUGCCACAUCAAGGACAGGAUGAUGCAUGCAGCACUGUUAUCACUCGUCGUGACCAUAUGUGCGAACACCAGUAUUAAUCUUGCAGGAAUCUUGCUUUCGCAGACACCAUCGGAUACACUGGAAGAUUUUGUGGUGAGGCUCAAGAAGAUGGUGGAGGAAAACAUGUACGCCACCCCAACAUGCCUGGCGAUACAGAAGCUUACCUGCCAGAUGGUUACAGAAUUCAUGAAGCAUGAUCGAAACAUCCAAGUGAUUGAUAAGCACAAUAUCGUUGGCACGUUACUGAAGGCUUCAAAGACGAUGGCCGAGCUCGAGAGCAGCAUGCUUUUCGCUGCUGUCAUUCGUGACCGCUACGGGGUUCCUUUGAAGCCUCUUUCAUCUGUUCUCUCCAAAAACACAGAAGAUCUUUUGACACAGAGGAAACAGGCUCUUGGCAUCUACACUGUGCCUGCCUCUGUACCAAUACCACUACCAUGACUGUUGCAUCACGGAGUAUCUCAUUAUGGUAAAAGUACCGAAACAGGUGCAGAGACCGGGAAUGUCAUCCUUCCAUUAUCUAAAAGAACUGCAACCGUUUGUGCAUUAAGAUUCCAAUCCAUCUUCUGCAUCAAGGCAAGAUCCAAGUCUAUAUUGCGCCUGCCAGUGUACGAGUUCAGCAUGGAGCUGCCAACUACUGUCCUGCCGAAUGGCAAUGCAAUUCUCACCCACGUGCCACUUCUGUUGAGACUUGCUUAAUUUGUUACUAUCCAAUGUUGACAUAUUAACUGGCAGAACUCAUCCUGCCAAUGUUGAAUGGUCACUUUUAUCUUGUUGUUUGUCAGUCCAUGCAACUGACAGUGCAACUGCA